AUGGAGGACCUCGAGAGCCGCGACCAGUCGUGCCGUGUGUCGGGCAUUGUUGUUUUUUGCGAGCAAGCGCACCUGGUCCCGGCGGGCGAGAGGGAGCGGUGGGACACCAACAUGGGCGAGAGCAGCGACCUUGAGAUUCAGUUGGCGCUGAACGGGAUGCUGCUGGGGGUGGACCUGCAUCGGUCGUUCGACGCUGGCACGUGGGUGCCGAUGGUGAAGGAGGGCGGCCGGCUGAUUGUGUACGUGGUGCGGACGGCUGAUUGUUUUUCGCGCUCACGGUCGAGGAACCUGAGCCCGACCAAGUGGCCGCGGUUGCAGGCGCUCAAAGAGGAUGCUGGUGUUUUCAUCGCUGCGGAGCUGGGUUGGGGUGACGAGGCUGGUAAUGAGGCAGGUAACGACUUGGAGGACAAGGAGCAGCAGCUCUACGGUGCCGACGAUGACUCAGGCCCGUAUCAACGUGGCCGCAAACGCUUACGGAACCCUGUACUAUUGCCGCCACCGUAG
This is a messenger RNA of Exserohilum turcica Et28A, 504 nucleotides long. RefSeq lists its product as uncharacterized. The record is from RefSeq and is a predicted model, not a curated record. The coding region runs from base 1 to 504 and encodes 167 amino acids. NCBI's taxonomy places the organism in Eukaryota, Fungi, Ascomycota, Dothideomycetes, Pleosporales, Pleosporaceae. The transcript has 2 exons.